AUGGCGGCGGCGAUCGCCUUCGUGAACAGACUGAACGCGCGCAGACUCGAGCUCAGACUGAGCCCGAUCAGCUGGCACGAGAGGUGCGCCAGAGUCCUCCCGAGUCCUGCCCGAGUGCGCUGGCUGUGGAAGGACGCGCCGUCCGACAUGACGGACGACGACGUGCGGCACUUGCUGGCGAUCGACGCCGUGUUCAUGCUCUGCUUUUUCCAGAGUCUGGGGUGCAAGUUCCCGCAGAUCCAGGCCCUGGAUCCGGACGAGGCCGUGAUCUGGAGACUGGAAGGUAUUAUGCACGACUUUCUGCUGAUGGAGAACCAGAUUCCUCUCGUGCUGAUACAGAACGCGCUCGCUCUGGCCCUGGAGGGCGAACACAGAAAGCACGCGAAGCUCGAUCGGGUGGUUGUCAUAAACCCGAGCCCUGACGACGAUUCAUCGUCAGUGGACUCCGAUGUCGAUGAGAGGGUGGAUCUCGUAUGCGCAGAAGCUUUCCAUCCGGAGGUAGAUGAGCUUCUGUCCUCGGUAUUAGGAACUGUUCUGGUGGAUGCUGGGCUGCAGGGGUUCAGUGACAACGUCGUGCCGAGAUCUCAGACCGUGAGCUCUGAUCACUUGUUGGAUUUGGUGUACAGAGUGGUGGCGUUCAAAUUUAUAACACCAGACGUGGAUGGUGAUGACAAUCCUCGGCCUGGUAGGAAUAGCACGCGCUUGGUCGGUGCAUUGAUCAAACAGGAUAGGAGAGAAAAGUCUCUGUACUUCUUUCUGAACCUGAUGAUUUACCUGGGCCACCUGCAAUCCAUUUUCCCGAGGCGCUUUGUAGCUGCAUUCCAUUCCAGGUUGCAGAAUUUUCGAGAAGAUCGCUGGCGCAACUCUCACUUCAUUCCGACAGCCUCGAAGCUGAGAAAGGCUGGCAUUGCAGUCAAAGGCUUAAAGGAUGCGAAGAUUUGGGACUACAAAAUGGAGCAGGGUCUAUUCACGGACACUUUGUGCAUCCCGAAGCUCGACCUCUGGUUCCAAACUGCGAACUCGCUGAGGAAUUUGCUCCUAAUAGAAAUGAGGCACCAGUCGUUGAUGAACCGUGAGUGGCAGCCGCUGAUGGAGUAUUUGAUUCUCCUGGACCAGCUGGUGGACACGAGGGAAGACGCCGUGAUUUUGUGUGAUAACACAGACGACUAUGUGAUCUUCAACACCCUGGGCGAUGCUGGCGUUGCGGCAACAAAGAUCAAUGAUCCUUGCCAAGGCUGUCUUAUAACGGGAAACUCUCCUAGAUUCGUUAAGUUCUGCAGGGAUGUGCAGCAGUGGUAUAAACGGAGGAGGAAGCGAAUAUUGCGGGAGUUUGUGGAGACCCAUUUGAAUAAGCCCUGGAAAAUAGCUUCACUCCUCGCCGCCAUAUUGCUGCUCGUGCUGACUGCCCUCCAGACUUUAUAUUCCAUACUCUCCUUCUACGGCAUUUAG
Marchantia polymorpha subsp. ruderalis is the source of this 1449-nucleotide messenger RNA. The record is from the annotation of a GenBank genome assembly. Lineage: Eukaryota; Viridiplantae; Streptophyta; Marchantiopsida; Marchantiales; Marchantiaceae.